AUGCCGCAGAGUCAAGACACGAGAUUUUUCGACGCAACGUAUAAGAUGCAUAUGAUAUUCAGUCUGGAUUCUGCACAUGAGGACUCGGCUUGCGCGGUUCUGUCCAUCUAUGAGGAGUGGUUCUGCACCCACCUCAAGCCCGUCACGUGGCGCGUGCAUGGGAUUUUUGUGCCGCAGGCGCUGCGGGACAAAGGCUUCUUGAAGAAGAUGAAUGAGUCGCUUAUGGACGACGAGGGGCUCGAGGAGUAUCUUGCUGUUGAUACGUUCAAGGUUGAAGAGGGCACGCGCGGAGAUUACUACCUUCUCUGA
Molecule: messenger RNA, 309 nt
Organism: Exserohilum turcica Et28A
Lineage: Eukaryota; Fungi; Ascomycota; Dothideomycetes; Pleosporales; Pleosporaceae
Exons: 1
Coding region: 1-309 (102 amino acids)
Source: RefSeq, a predicted model, not a curated record